Messenger RNA from Alligator mississippiensis (American alligator), 1686 nucleotides. Its product is annotated as mast cell protease 3. Gene Ontology annotation, biological process: proteolysis. The coding region runs from base 78 to 698 and encodes 206 amino acids. The record is from RefSeq and is a predicted model, not a curated record. Gene Ontology annotation, molecular function: serine-type endopeptidase activity. The transcript has 4 exons. NCBI's taxonomy places the organism in Eukaryota, Metazoa, Chordata, Crocodylia, Alligatoridae.
GGCAGAGCCAGGCGAAUUGCACAUGGUGGAGUUGGAUCGUGGGAGGCCAGGAAGCCAAGCCCCACUCCCUGCCCUACAUGGCCUAUCUGAGGAAAGCCAAUGGCUCUUUCUGCGGGGGAAUCCUGGUGGAGCCAGACUGGGUGCUGACCGCUGCUUACUGCAUAGGGUCCUCGAUGGUCAUCCUGGGCGCUCACGACAUCAGCAUAUUGGAGAAGACUCAGCAAAGGUUCACCGUGCAGAGUGUUCACCCGCACCCUAAUUACAACAGCCGUACAAAGAAGAACGACAUAGCCCUGCUCAAGCUCCAUGAGAAAGCCACCAUCACUGCGUUCGUCAAGGUCAUUAGACUGCCUAACAAGAGAAACACCCUUUCCAAAGGGACCAAGUGCAGCACAGCUGGAUGGGGCCUCAAUGACCAAGAGAAGCCCUCAAACAAGCUCCAUAAGAAAGAUGUCAUUGUCCACUCGUGGAAGGAUUGCAGUCAGCUAUAUCCCAGCCUCAGCAAAAAGAGUAUCUGUGCAGGGAGCAACAGCAGGAACAGGGACUCCAAUACGGGGGAUGAAGGCAACCCUCUGAUCUGCAACGAAGUACCACAAGGAAUCUUAUCGCAAAUGCCCUUCAGACCUCCAGCCUUUUACACUCUCAUCAGCCCAUACUACGACUGGAUCCAGGAGACCAAGCGGAAGGCAAGCAACUGAGCUAUCGACUCAAGCCCUAGUCUUCUCCUGCCUCCCCUGCUGCUUUUGUGCAUUUUCCUGUGCUGCAUUCACCUGCUUGGCCUUUCUUCAGAGCACUGGUGGGGGAAGGGGGUGACAAGCCAAGAAGCAAAGCAAGGCAGUGCCUAUUGGGCUUCCUUUAAAGAAAAAAGAAAAGAAAAGAAAUCCCUUUAGACAAGUUUGGUGCAUCUGCACAGCAAGAGGAAGGCGUGACAGAGUUGCAUCUCUGUGGUCAUCACUACCCCUGCUAGCACAGCCAGGGCCAGAUGUGCUACAAUUAUACCUUAUUAUUAUGCCAGGUUUUUUGGUUGUGGCCACGUUGGUCUAAGGACAUAGGCAGGCAAGGUUAUUUGAGUAGAUGUGCUAUCUUCGAUUAGUUUUUUUCCAACCUUUUUUCCCCCCAACUACUCAGUUGGUCUAAUCAAAGAUAGCACAUCUACUCAAAGAACCUCGCCUACCUUAUUAUGGCAUGUAGACGGUCCCGACACCCAGCAACUCAAUGCUAUUGCUAAAUUAGCUUAUACACCCCAAGGUCCAUCUCUGGUCCUUCCUCACCCACAAACAUGCAGACAGCCUCAUGCAGCGGAGGAAACUCUUUGCCUCUUGUGUGCAGAGGGGGAACAGAGCCCCAGAGACAAGUGACAGGGCCAGGGAGCAAGAGGGCUACAGUGCCAGCCCCCUCCCUGCCACCUGCUUUGUGCUGCUGUUGCUGGCACUGGCUUGGCCAGUCAGGCUCCCAGCAGCAGCAACAGACUGCGGAAAAGACUAGUGUAGAUGGGAGUCUUCCCUCCACCCCCAGUGCCUGAAUAUGGACCCACGCCCCAGGCCUUGCCCUUCCCAGUGGAGCUUCCCACCCCUCUUGCUCUCGGCCCCUGCCCCAGCCACUGCAUUGCUUCCUCCCUAUUGUUGCAGCACCAAAUGUGACAAAUAAAAGAGCCACCUGCAAGACUUGGAGUUUCUUUUCUGACUG